UUCAUUUCUAGCCUACCGAACCUGCUUGCUUGAGACAAAGGAUUUGGGACUUGGACGCAGGAGACGACGGGGGCCGAGCCGAGGAGGAGCCCGGGCGAUGGGCGCGCCGAAGCAGAAGUGGACGUCGGAGGAGGAGGAGGCGCUGCGGCGCGGCGUGCUCAAGCACGGCGCCGGCAAGUGGCGCACCAUCCAGAAGGACCCCGAGUUCAGCCCAGUUCUAUCCUCCCGCUCCAACAUCGACCUCAAGGACAAAUGGAGGAAUCUGAGUUUCAGUGCAAGUGGACUGGGUUCAAGGGAUAAAAUAAGGGUUCCAAAGAUAACUGGACCCUCAUCUUCCUCAUCGCCUAGCUCACAAGCUCUGCUUUUCCCAACGCCAAAUAAAGUUGCUGAAGCUUCACCACCUGUAGAUGCUGAAAAAAGGCCGCAGGAUGGAAAGACUCCUCCAAAGUACGGUGCCAUGAUCCUGGAAGCUCUUUCCGAAUUGAAUGAGCCAAAUGGUUCAGAGAUUAAUGCGAUUUACAUCUUCAUAGAGCAAAGGCAUGAGGUGCAACCAAAUUUUAGAAGAUUGCUUAGUUCAAAGUUACGGCGGCUUAUAGAAUCAAAAAAAGUUGAAAAGGUCGAUAAGUUCUAUAGGCUCACAGAUUCCUUUGCAACAAAAACUCCGGGUCCAAUAAAAGCUUCAACUCUAAAGCAGAAGGAUCCAUCGAAGCCAUCAAAGGCAUCAAAGAAUCUAGGGGUGUUUGCCACUGUUAGUCCCGCACUUGAGGCAGCAGCCGCAGCAGCUGUCAAAGUAGCUGAUGCUGAGGCCAAAGCACACCUUGCACAUGAGCAUAUGAUGGAGGCUGAAAGGAUCCUCAAGAUAGCUGAAGAGACGGAGUCUCUCCUUACGCUUGCAGCAGAGAUCUAUGAACGAUGUUCAAGUGGAGAGAUUACCACAGUAAAUCAAGUGUCACAAAGGGACGUAAAUCCGUACGUUUUCUUUUCAAUAUCACUCAAAUCAUCACCAAAUCCAAAUAAAAAAAUAUUAACGCAUCUUUGUCGCUGGGGCUUUACUACGCUCACGACGAGCGAGCUGCGAGCCCACAAAGAGAUCCCACCCCUCGCAUUCCUUUCCCCCGCGUCGUCGCCUCCUCUUCUACCCCAAAUCCACCAAACCCUACCGCCGAUCCGGGCCCAGAUCGCCAUGGCCGCGCCCAACAGCAACGACGCCCCCAACAGCAACGCCAGCGCCAGCGCCAGCGGCGCCGCCGGCGAGGAGGACACCUCGAUCGAGGCGCUGGCGCGGCGCGUGCAGGAGCACAUGACCCUCGCCUCCAACCCCACCGCCCGCCGCCACAAGUUCUGGGAGACGCAGCCCGUCGGCCAGUUCCGCGACGCCGUCGACGCGUCGCUCCCUGAUGGCCCCAUCGAGCCGCCCACGCCGCUCUCCGAGGUGCGCGCCGACACUUACCCUCUCCCGGGCGCCUUCGAGUGGCUCACAUGCGACCUCGACGACGACGCGUUCCUCGCCGACCUCUACUCGCUGCUCGCCCACAACUACGUCGAGGACGACGAGAACAUGUUCCGCUUCAACUACUCCCCCGCCUUCCUCCGCUGGGCGCUCAAGCCCCCGUCCUUCUUCCGCGCCUGGCACAUCGGCGUCCGCGCCAAGGAGUCCAAGAAGCUCGUCGCCUUCAUCUCGGGCGUCCCCGCGCGCAUCCGCGCCCACGACGACGUCGUCCGCAUGGCCGAGAUCAACUUCCUCUGCGUCCACAAGAAGCUCCGAUCCAAGCGGCUCGCGCCCGUGCUCAUCCGCGAGGUCACCCGUCGCGUCCACCAGGAGAACAUCUGGCAGGCUGCCUACACCGCGGGGGUCGUCCUCCCGACUCCCAUCACCACUUGCCGCUAUUGGCACAGAUCCCUCAACCCCAAGAAGCUCAUCGACGUCGGGUUUUCUCGUCUCGGCCCGCGCAUGACCAUGAGCCGCACAAUACGGCUCUACAAGCUGCCUGACGCGCCGCUCACCCCUGGGUUCCGCCGUAUGGAGCUUCGGGAUGUCGCUGCUGUCACACGGCUGCUGAAGGCCUACCUUGCGAGGUUCGUGGUGGCGCCGGAUUUCGAUGAGGUGGAUGUGGAGCACUGGCUGCUGCCCCGGGAGGAUGUGGUGGACAGCUACCUUGUGGAGAGCCCUGAGACGCAUGAGGUCACAGAUUUCUGCAGCUUUUACACGCUGCCCUCAUCGGUGCUGAACAAUGCCAACUAUGCGACACUCAAGGCUGCAUACUCGUAUUACAAUGUUUCCACCAAAACUCCACUGCAGCAGCUGAUGAAUGACGCACUGAUUGUUGCCAAGCAGAAGAACUAUGAUGUGUUCAAUGCUCUCGAUGUCAUGGAGAACGAGUCAUUCCUCAAGGAGCUCAAGUUUGGUCCUGGGGAUGGGCAGCUCCACUAUUACCUCUACAACUACCGUAUCCGCGGUGGCAUCAAGCCAUCAGAGCUUGGCCUUGUGCUGCUAUAGGGCAGUCUAAUCAGCAGUACUUGGGUUACACCCUUUCUUCCACAGCAGGUUGCUCACUGUGCAAUCCAGUGGUUUCUCAUUUUGUUUAUUGUGCUAGUGAUUCUCCUUGAUAUGAUUGCUAUGGCCAUUGAUGGGAGUCCAAGAUGAUUUGCAGACGAGGAGACUGGAAUUAGUUUUGUUAAUUUUAAGACUAUUGUUUCCAAUUAGUGACAUUUUGUGUGCGUGGUUCAAAACGUGUAUGUUGGCACUGAGUUUACCAAGAAAUUUUGAAAGAACUUGUGUUAUGUGGAGUCAUUUGUGUGCUGUUGUGUUAUGGUGGUACGGAUGUUUUGAUUCUAGAACAUUUUCCACUGCUCA
Molecule: messenger RNA, 2854 nt
Organism: Phragmites australis (common reed)
Lineage: Eukaryota; Viridiplantae; Streptophyta; Magnoliopsida; Poales; Poaceae
Product: glycylpeptide N-tetradecanoyltransferase 1-like
Exons: 9
Coding region: 98-2497 (799 amino acids)
Biological process (GO): nucleosome assembly; N-terminal peptidyl-glycine N-myristoylation
Cellular component (GO): cytoplasm; nucleosome
Molecular function (GO): DNA binding; glycylpeptide N-tetradecanoyltransferase activity
Source: RefSeq, a predicted model, not a curated record